UUAUAGAAAUUCCCCCCACCACUUCUCUCUCUCUCUCUCUCUCUCAGAAAAAGGCUUCAUUCUCUGCCAUCAUCACUGCUUGUCUCACUCUCUCAUUACUACUUUCUGAAGCUUUUUACUUUUUCACAAGCAUUCCCUGAAAAAGGAAAUAGUAAAAGCCUAGGUUCCGACUUUUGCUCCAUUAACCAUUAAUUACACGAAUUUUCUUCUGCAUUUUUAGCUCUUAGUUCUUGAGCCCUUUACUCUCAGUUGUGUUUCUAUGUGUUGAAACUUUUUUGCUUUCGUAACUUGGUAGAUUCUUGUGGCUCUUGGUUUUUAUCUGGGAUUUUGGUGGGAAUAUCUUUUUGGGGGGAUAUUGGAGGUCAGAAAAGCGAGAAUGCUGUGAGUUUGUUUUGCGGUUUGCUUUUUGGAAGACGUAGAUGUGAAGCAAUUUCUACUGUUUUUCUAGUUUCAGUUCUUACUGAUUUCCCGGAGUACAUGGAUGAAUCCUAGCUUAACUGCUUGGAGAAGGGAUAUUCUGGAUCUUUCUUUCUUGUAGUUUUAUGCCACUUGCUUUCGCAGACUCAUUGUGAUUGAUUGUUGUGCCGGAAAAUAAGGGAGUUUUUGCAGAUUGAAGAGUUGCUUCAUUAAUCAUGGAGUGGUUUGGUCGUGCAGUCUUACCUCGUCGCAGGUGAAAAUUUGUCCAGCUCAGCUCGAAGCCAUUUUUAGCUGGCCUUUCGGGAAUAUGGAAGAAAUCCGGAGUUUUGCUGUAUGGAAUCCGAUCUCUGUUGUAAAUUUGACUGUUUUUUAGUGAGCAUUUUGAGGGGUUAUUUGGUGAUGGAGGACAUUGGGUUGUUCAAUCAAGGAUUGAAAUGGUUGAAAUCGAAGGACUGUUAUUCUGUAGCAAGGAAUACUACGAGAUGUUUAAGGGACAAGAUCGGAGUCUUUAUGGAGCGGCAUUGGCCGAUGGUGUGUUGUGGGUGUGCAAGAUGUGGGAGAGGUCUACUGUUCUUGUUGAUUUAUUGGAAAAACUGUUUUCUUACAGGCUUCCGCUCAUUUAUUGGCCUUGGCCCAGCAGCUCUGCUUGUCAUUAUGUGGAGUUGCUUCUUAAGCUUGACAUCAAUGUCAUGUCUUCUAUAUGUGCUUCUUAGUAUGGGUGCAGCUGGCGUUGCUGUUCAGUAUUUAGGCUACACUCCUGGACUUUUUAUUGUGGGACUGUUUGCCAUUCUGAUUUUAUGGAUGUAUGCUAACUUUUGGAUAACCGGUACCUUGUUCAUAGUCGGUGGUUAUCUAUUUUCCUUAAAUCAUGCACGACUGGUGGUCUUAAUGGCAACCUUAUACGCCAUGUACUGUGUCAAAGUUCGUGUAGGAUGGUUUGGUGUUUUUCUCUCAAUUAACCUUGCCUUCCUGUCCAAUGAUACAUUAAACUAUUUGAUGAAAUGGUGUGAUAAUUGGAGCGAAAAUACUCACACUGAGGAGCAUAAAGAAUCUGAGUCAUUUUUAGGAGAUGAUUUCUCCACUGAGAGUGAAUAUUCCACGCCUGCGGAAGAAGAAGAGAAGUUGCCCUCAUGUAAAUCAGCCAGCAAACCUGCCAGCACGUCAUCUUUUGUUGAAAAACCGAAAGAAUCUGUUGCUAAACAAGUGGUAAAAGAAGAUGUAAAUUCCAUGAGUGAGAUCAAGAGAAUUUUAAAUAGCAGCGACCAUUAUGAAGCACUUGGCUUUCCACGUCAAAAGAAGAUCGAUUUCAUGCUAUUGAAGAAGGAGUAUCAUAAAAAGGCCAUGCUUGUUCACCCUGACAAAAACCUGGGAAGCCCACUGGCAAGUGAAUCAUUUAAGAAACUUCAAUGUGCAUAUGAAGUUCUUUCUGAUGCUGUGAAGAAGAGGGACUAUGAUGAGCAGCUCAGAAAAGAAGAAUCUAAGAGGGUCCUGCAGAGAUCAGCUAGCACUUCUCAUCAGAGUACUACUACCUUUUGCUCUGAUGAGUCAAGGCGCGUACAGUGCACAAAGUGUGGGAAUUCACACAUCUGGGUUUGCACAACCCGAACCAAGGCCAAAGCACGAUGGUGUCAGGAUUGCUGCCAGUAUCAUCAAGCCAAAGAUGGUGACGGAUGGGUGGAAUACAGAGGUUCGUUGGUGUUUGAUCGGCCUCAAAAGAUGGAAAUACCACGUGCUUAUGUAUGCGCCGAAAGCCGGAUCUUUGAUGUUUCAGAAUGGGCUAUAUGCCAGGGGAUGGCUUGCCGACCAAACACCCACCGGCCCAGUUUCCAUGUAAACAUGGUCGGUUUGGAGAAGUCACCUCAGAGGUCCAAUUCAAGCAGGUAUCCUUGGGAUUUGGAUGCCGAGAUGAUGGAUGAAGAGGAUGAAUUUGAUCUGUGGCUCCAGCAAGCCCUUGCAUCUGGACUUUUCUGUGAACCCCCUAAGCGCAGGAAAAGCUGGACUCCCUUCAAACUGCCUCAGAAAAAAGGAAAGAAACAUUGGCGAAGAUCUCCAUAAAACAGAAUUUUGCAAGUGGAUUUAUUGACAUCAACCUCCUGCAAUGGCCGAACACACACUCACACAUGGCUAAAGGGAUACAUGAAGAAAUGAAGCCAUCACCUCUGCAGAUUUUAUCGAACACAUUUUGAGCUUGCACGAGAACUUGUGAGCAGAUGAGAAUAUGGGGGCUGGAUCGAAAAAGGUGUAAACUACUCGCUUUACACGGUAAAUAUUAUUGCUAGUUUAUUCUUGUAGUGUUUCCACAUGUAUACAUCAGUUUUUGCUUACAUUCUUGAAGUUCAUAGGAAUUGCAGCAGAACUGAUGCUGUUUGUGUACAUUUGCCCACAUACAUGUCUUUAAGCGUGAAUGCAGACAACAAUAAAGGCGAAAAAUAAUGAAUUUU
Molecule: messenger RNA, 2858 nt
Organism: Sesamum indicum (sesame)
Lineage: Eukaryota; Viridiplantae; Streptophyta; Magnoliopsida; Lamiales; Pedaliaceae
Source: RefSeq, a predicted model, not a curated record